AUAUCAUUUCGUGUUCGAGAAAAUUUUGGUUCAUGGAGAGUGUUGGCAAGCAGAGGAUACUUGUUUGGAUUGCAGUAGAGAUUGUGAGGUGUACAGGGCAGCUAAUAGUCCAAUGCCAAUUCUGCUGAAAUCAUGGGAAAUUCACAUAAUAAUAUGAUUUAUACAGAAGUUCAGUCUUGCAUGUCAUGCCCACUCCAUACUUUUAGAUAACAGAAUUCGAUAAGCACAUAUUCUACCAACUUGUCGUCAUUCAGGUAAACACAUCUAGAGCAGAUAGCGGAUAUAUUCAUAGUUUAUAUCAGCUGGAAAUUGUUCUAUUUCACAGUUCUCGAAAUACUUCCUAGUUCUAGUUCAGUUUCGGAAUCAUGGCAGCCAAAGCAUCAUUGGAAAUGACUGGUGGCAAGAAUAUACCAACCAUAGGUUUAGGAACUUGGCAGUCGACAAACGAGACAGAAUUGGAGACCGCGUUGAACGCAGCUCUCGAAGCUGGUUACCGCCACAUCGACACUGCAUAUAUCUACGGAAACGAGGCCAUCAUUGGCCGCGUUUUGAACAAAUGGCUGACUUCCGGAAAAGUGACGAGAGAGGAGCUGUUCAUCACCACGAAGCUGCCGAUAAGUGGGAUCCACAGGGACAGGGUAGAGUUGUUCAUCAAGAAAUCGCUGGAGAAUCUGCAGCUGGAAUACCUCGAUUUGUACCUCAUACAUUUCGCCGUUGGCACUAAUUAUAUUGGGGAUUCUAUCAUACCGCCUCUUGAUAAGCUCAAGCUGGAGGACUCGGAUCAUGUUGGUGUUUGGAAGAAAAUGGAGGAACAAGUAGAUGCAGGCCGAACAAGGGCCAUCGGACUGUCCAAUUUCAACCAGAGCCAAAUAGAGAGAAUAAUCAAAGCUGCAAGAAUCAAACCUGCCUGUUUACAAAUCGAACUGCAUUUGUCUUUGCAACAACGGGAUCUGGUACAAUUCUGCCACAAAAAUAACAUCGUAGUGGUAGCUUACUCUCCAUUGGGGAAUCCAAGCUAUAAUAAGUUCUUGGAGAGUUUUGGACAAAAAGCAAGAGAAUUGCCUAACUUACUGCAGAAUCCACUCAUCAAAAGCAUUGCUGAGAAACACGGUAAAUCCAGUGGACAAGUUAUGUUGAGAUUCCUCGUACAAAACAACAUUGUUGCCAUUCCAAAAAGCGUCACUCCUUCCAGAAUAAAGGAGAAUAUCAAUAUUUUCGACUUCAGUCUAGAUGCCAAAGAUAUGGCCAGUUUGCAAGGGCUCGAAAUUGGUGAAAAGGCCCGUAUCUGUGACUGGAAAGUAAUUCCAAAGUUACAAGAUCAUCCAGAUUGGCCUUUCCCGAAAGAGUAGUAGGCAGUGGCGGAUUUGCAGUCUUGGCCGCCCAUGAAAGUUUCUCAUUGCCAACAUUCAACGAAAAAAUUCAGGAACUUAGUUAACUAUAUAUAACG
Phaedon cochleariae (mustard beetle) is the source of this 1447-nucleotide messenger RNA. The record is from the annotation of a GenBank genome assembly. NCBI's taxonomy places the organism in Eukaryota, Metazoa, Arthropoda, Insecta, Coleoptera, Chrysomelidae.